AUGUCUGAUUCCGAGGGAAGUAACUUUUCCGGCAGUGGUUCCGAAGCCGGCAGUGUAGUGUCUAAUCGAUCACGUAGAAGUGCUGCAUCAAAUCAUUCAGCUAGGUCAGCCUCCCGUUCCAGAUCCCGUUCGCAGUCGGGCAGUCGAAGCCCUUCAAGAUCACCAUCGAGGUCGCGGUCUAGGUCCCGAUCACGCUCACGCUCACGCUCUCGUUCCAGGAGCCGCUCGGCUGGUUCCGAUGGUAGCCGCAAUAGAGAUGACGAAGCGAAAGAAGCCUCUGGGGAUGAAGAAGUUGAGGAUGAGCAAGAACCCGAGGGGGAUGACUUAGUAGAUUCUGAAGAGUAUGAUGAAGAUGAAGAAGAAGAAAGACGUAGAAAGAAACGCAAAAAGGACAGUCGUUAUGGCGGUUUCAUUAUUGAUGAAGCUGAGGUUGAUGACGAAGUCGAUGAAGAUGAUGAAUGGGAAGAAGGAGCACAAGAAAUGGGUAUUGUUGGUAACGAAGUUGACGAAAUCGGUCCAACUGCUAGGGAAAUUGAAGGGCGUCGCCGUGGAACUAAUCUCUGGGACUCACAGAAAGAGGAGGAAAUUGAGGAAUAUUUGAGGAACAAAUACGCUGAUGAAUCUGCAGCUCUCAGACACUUUGGUGAGGGUGGGGAAGAAAUGUCAGAUGAGAUCACCCAGCAAACAUUACUCCCAGGAAUAAAGGACCCGAAUUUAUGGAUGGUCAAAUGUCGAAUCGGUGAAGAAAAAUCCACUGUGCUGUUGCUUAUGAGGAAGUUCAUCACUUAUCAGAAUUCAGAGAAUCCUUUCAAAAUUAAAUCGGUCGUUGCGCCCGAGGGUGUAAAAGGAUACAUCUAUAUUGAGGCCUACAAACAACCACAUGUUAAAGCAAUUAUAGAAGACGUUGGCAAUCUAAGGAUGGGUAUUUACAAGCAAGAGAUGGUACCGAUUAAGGAAAUGACUGAUGUUUUGAGGGUCGUGAAGGAACAGUCUGGUCUAAAGCCGAAACAAUGGGUUCGGUUAAAGAGAGGUCUGUACAAGGAUGACAUUGCUCAAGUUGACUACGUGGAUCUAGCACAAAAUCAAGUGCAUCUCAAGUUAUUACCAAGAAUCGACUACACAAGACUCCGAGGAGCUUUAAGGACUGUGCAAAGUGAAAGCGAGGCGGCAAAACGUAAGAAGAAGCGCCGACCUGCGGCGAAACCGUUUGACCCCGAAGCUAUUCGUGCUAUCGGUGGAGAGGUGACCUCAGAUGGUGACUUCCUUAUAUUUGAGGGAAACAGAUAUUCUCGAAAGGGUUUCCUGUACAAAAACUUUACUAUGUCUGCUAUAUUAGCGGAGGGUGUAAAACCUACGUUGACUGAGCUGGAAAGAUUCGAGGAACAGCCCGAAGGCAUCGAUAUAGAACUCGCAGCGCCCGCCAAAGAUGACCCCACGAGUUUGCAUUCAUUCUCAAUGGGAGACAACGUUGAAGUUUGUUCUGGUGAUUUGGCCAAUCUCCAGGCUCGGAUCAUCGCGAUCGACGGUUCUAUGAUUACAGUUAUGCCAAAACAUGACGCUUUGAAAGACCCACUAGUUUUUAAACCUAACGAGUUACGAAAGUACUUCAAACAAGGAGAUCACGUGAAAGUACUAGCCGGCAGAUACGAAGGUGACACGGGCUUGAUCGUGAGAGUGGAGCCCCAUAGAGUCGUCUUAGUUUCCGACUUGACGAUGCACGAGCUCGAAGUGCUUCCGCGAGAUCUGCAACUGUGUUCCGACAUGGCGACGGGCGUGGAUUCGCUCGGACAGUUCCAGUGGGGCGACAUGGUGCUACUGGACGCUCAGACCGUGGGUGUCAUCGUUCGCUUAGAGAAGGAGAACUUCCACGUUCUGGGCAUGCAAGGGAAAGUUAUAGAAUGCAAGCCGCAAGCGUUGCAAAAGCGUAGAGAGAAUCGUUUCACAAUGGCUCUGGAUUCCGAACAGAACACCAUCCAGAAGAAAGACAUCGUCAAAGUUAUCGACGGCCCUCACGCCGGUCGCGAGGGCGAAAUAAAACACCUGUACAGGAACUUUGCCUUUCUGCAAUCGCGCAUGUACCUGGACAACGGCGGCAUAUUCGUGUGCAAGACCCGGCACCUGCAGCUGGCCGGCGGCGCCAAGAACAACGCGAGCGCAAAUGGGCUCGCGCUCGGCUUCAUGUCGCCGCGCAUCCAGUCGCCCAUGCACCCGUCGGGGCGCGGCGGCGGGCGCGGGCGCGGCGGGCGCGGCGGCCGCGGCGGCGCGGCGGCGCGCGACCGCGAGCUCAUCGGCGAGACCAUCAAGAUCACGGGCGGGCCCUACAAGGGCAACGUGGGUAUCGUGCGCGACGCCACCGGCAGCACGGCGCGCGUCGAGCUGCACGCCACCUGCCAGACCAUCAGCGUGGACCGCGGCCACAUCGCGGCGGCGGGCGCGGGCGCGGGGCGCGGCGCGGCGCCCGGCGCCUCCGCCUACGCGCGCACGCCGCUGCGCGCCGGCGCGCACACGCCCACGUACCGCGAAGGGCUGAAGACGCCGCUGCAGGGCGCGCAGACGCCGGUGUACGAGGCGGGCUCGCGCACGCCGCACUACGGCGCCAGCACGCCGGCGCACGAGGGCGCGCGCACGCCGGCGCACGGCGCGUGGGACGCGGCCGCGCACACGCCGCGCGCCGACCUGGACCUGUCGCUGGCGCUGGCGCUGCCGCCGGACGCGGCGUACGCGCAGGGGCCCUUCACGCCGCAGACGCCGGGCACCAUGUACGGGUCGGACCACACGUACAGCCCGUACCGGCCCAGCCCCGGCUACCUGUCGCCGGGCGGCUACUCGCCCGAGGAGGAGGACUGGCACGCGCCGGAGCUGGAGGUGCGCGUGCGCGGGGGCGAGGCGGGGCUGCGCGGGCAGGCGGGCGCGCUGCGCGGCGUGUCGGGCGCGCAGUGCGCCGUGUUCCUGCCGCUGGAGGACCGCGUGCUGAACCUGCCGGCGCACCAGCUGGAGCCCGUGGUGCCGCACGCCGGCGACCGCGUCAAGGUGAUCGCGGGCGAGGACCGCGACGCCGUGGGGCAGCUCAUCUCCAUCGAGAACCAGGAGGGCGUCGUCAAGUUCGGCGCCGACGACAUCAAGAUCAUGCAGCUGCGGCACCUCUGCAAGAUGGCCUCCGCC
Molecule: messenger RNA, 3162 nt
Organism: Brenthis ino (lesser marbled fritillary)
Lineage: Eukaryota; Metazoa; Arthropoda; Insecta; Lepidoptera; Nymphalidae
Source: the annotation of a GenBank genome assembly